GUUCAGUGUCAUGAUGAUCAAUCAGGGAGGAACAACUCUGUCGUCAACUUUUGGGACUAUGUUUUGACUGCCAUCUAUAAUGAAGCGCGAAGCAAACAGAUGCGCAAAUACAAUGAGAUCACAAGCACGGUAACGUGCCCAUGCAAAAAAUGAAUUUACACAGAGCACAGAGGAUUUUCAACAAGAGAUAAUAAUGCACGCAUACUACAGUAAUGAGAUUAUUUUUACUGUUGCCUUUAAUCCGCAGUGGAUCCUGUCUUAGCAGUGAAUCAUCAACUAAUCAGAGAGAUUGUGAAAGAAAUUACGCGAUGCGUGUAUGUAAACCAUUCAAGAACGUGAACUUGAAUUACAUUCCUUCCAUCUUCGUAAGAAAGGGUUGGUACUUCUGAGUGAAGCAGCUGUUCAGAACGCAAGCAUAAAUCGUGUCCAAGGCCAACGUGAAUAAAGCUCGAAAAAAUUGGAUCGAAUUCGGCUCUUUACUUUGUGUAUUUAAAUCAAAGAGUUAGUAAUAUAUAUUUAAUAGAAGUAGAAUAAUAUAUAUUAAUAUAUUAAAAAAUAAAAAGUUUUAUUUUUAUAAUUAUCAAAACAUUUUAAUAAUUAUUGUAGCAUAAUCUUGUAAAUUACAAGUUUUUAAGAAACAUCACAAUAUGGACAAACCUGUAUCUUCUGAUAUUGUACUUAUUGCUGGUAAUUCUCAUCCUGAGCUUGCAAAUCUUAUCGCAAAUCGGUUGGGUGUUAAGCAUGGAGGAUGUUCUGUAUAUCAUAAAUCAAAUCGUGAAACUAUGGUCGAAAUUGGCGAUUCUGUACGUAGUAAAGACCUUUACAUUAUUCAAACUGGCACCAAGGAUGUAAAUAACAACAUAAUGGAACUUUUGAUUAUGGCAUAUGCAUGCAAAACUUCUUCAGCAAAAAAUAUUGUCGGAGUUAUUCCAUAUUUACCUUAUUCUAAGCAAUGCAAAAUGCGUAAACGUGGUUGUAUAGUCUCAAAAUUAUUAGCAAAAAUGCUUUGCAAAAGCGGAUUGACUCAUAUAAUUACAAUGGAUCUACAUCAAAAGGAAAUACAAGGAUUUUUUGAUGUUCCAGUGGACAAUUUACGUGCAAGCCCUUUUUUACUUCAAUAUAUACAAGAAUCUAUUCCAGACUAUCAUAAUUCCGUAAUAGUGGCCAGAAAUCCUGGCAGUGCUAAGAAAGCAACCAGUUAUGCAGAAAGAUUACGUUUGGGUAUAGCAGUAAUUCAUGGAGAACAGCGAGAAGCUGAAUCAGAUAUGAAUGAUGGACGCUAUUCCCCACCAGCCUUAGCAUCACGAACAAUGGAAGUUGGAGUUGGUGUCCCAAUGCAUCCUGCAAAAGAAAAACCACCAAUUAAUGUGGUAGGAGAUGUGGGUGGACGCAUAGCUAUCAUGGUGGAUGACAUGAUAGACGAUGUUCAGUCCUAUGUAGCUGCAGCAGAAGUUCUCAAAGAAAGAGGUGCAUAUAAAAUUUAUGUAUUAGCUACACAUGGACUCUUGAGCUCUGAUGCUCCAAGACUUAUAGAAGAGUCGCCGAUCGAUGAGGUUGUUGUAACAAACACAGUUCCUCAUGAUGUCCAAAAGAUGCAGUGUCCAAAAAUAAAGACUGUCGAUAUCAGUAUUCUACUGGCUGAGGCUAUUAGACGUAUUCACAACAAGGAAUCAAUGUCGUAUUUAUUUAAAAAUGUCACUUUGGAAGAUUAAAAAAUAUGAUGAAGUAAUAGAUUUUAAAUGUACUACAUGUUUCCAUAUCUGGGGACCAUACCUAAAACAUAUCUACUAAAUUCUGUUUAUUAUUUUACAGAUAUUAAUGAACAUGCUAGUCUAUGUAAAAUUAUGUCAGUGAUCAAAUUAUUUGAAUAUCUUCAUAUGUUUAGAUUUACCAUAUAUAUAUUUCCAUAUUCAUAAGACUAUGUAAGUUCUAUUAAAAAGUUUGAUGUUCGAUGUUAAUUCAAUGCUACAAUAUUAUGAAAAUUAUAUUUUAUAUUAAAGAAA
Molecule: messenger RNA, 2003 nt
Organism: Megalopta genalis
Lineage: Eukaryota; Metazoa; Arthropoda; Insecta; Hymenoptera; Halictidae
Product: phosphoribosyl pyrophosphate synthase-associated protein 2
Biological process (GO): purine nucleotide biosynthetic process; 5-phosphoribose 1-diphosphate biosynthetic process
Cellular component (GO): ribose phosphate diphosphokinase complex; cytoplasm
Molecular function (GO): ribose phosphate diphosphokinase activity; ATP binding; magnesium ion binding
Source: RefSeq, a predicted model, not a curated record